Molecule: messenger RNA, 14856 nt
Organism: Pieris macdunnoughi
Lineage: Eukaryota; Metazoa; Arthropoda; Insecta; Lepidoptera; Pieridae
Source: the annotation of a GenBank genome assembly
AUGGAGUUAUUACAAAAGUUCAAACAGAAUGGGUACUUUACAGCCGAUUUGUACCAUCUCAUCGCCCAGAAGAAGUCGAUGGGACAUUCGGAAGAGUUCCAGAUAAUCCCAUCGGAUUAUAUCAGAGAAUUGAAAAUGUCAACAUUGGAACGAUUACAGUCCUUACAUGCGAUACAAAUCGACAAUUAUGUCAUUUCCGGAAGCAAAAGUAAUAAAACUGUGUUGUCCUUUUCACCGAAAGUCAUUGUCUUCCAAAAUUUUAAGCCGAACGAUAAGAUUGUUGCCAAGUUUUCAGUUAAGAAUAUAAGCAAGGCCCCUACGUUCCUUAAUAUGGUUUUCAAAGAAUCAUCAUAUUUUUUUAUUAAGCCAUGUGGAAACCAGCUAUUAUCUAGGCUGGCCCCUGGAAUAAGUGCUACUUUUGCUAUUACGUUUCAACCAGCUCAAUAUGAAGAUUAUACCCAUCGGGUAACUUUCUAUACCGAUGUUGACCAGUACAUUGUACCCUUAAUAGCAAUGGGACCGCGACCGAUAUUUGACUUUCCAGAUAGCGUGGUUAUUCCAAAAACUCCACUGAAAGUAGAAAAAGAUAUUUUAGUAUCGUUGCGUAACGUUGGUACAGUGCCUGGAGGAUUCACUUUAUCUACGAGAUGUCCAUUUUCGGUCCAACCCAAAUCUGCGUACUUGAAUCCUAGUCAAAAAGUUGACGUACGAAUUGCGUUGAAGACAAUGCGCUUGGGCGAUAUAAAUAGCACAUUAAACGUUAUUUUUGAAUCAGGUGAAAACUUCAAAAUAAAUUUAUCGGGACAUACGUACACUGUGAGCGUUGAGUUGGAGAAACAAGUAGUGAGAUUUUUCGAUACAUAUAAUACAUUAGUUCGACAGCAGACGUUCAAGAUUACUAAUAAAUCCGAUCAUAUAUUAUCAUAUAUGUGUCUGAAGAAUGAGUGUAUUUAUUAUGAUUUUGAAGAAAAGGUAAAAUUGGCAUCUGUAUUUUAUAAUUUAAAAGACCUCGAAUCCGGGAAAUGCGAGAAACUAGUUUACUAUGACGUGUUGAGUAGUGACGAACAUGAGCGGGUUUACACUAGGAUAUUCUAUGAUGAGAUCCAGGCUUUGGUCGCAGAUGAAUCUUUGCAAUAUCAGGAUAAGCACUUUUCAAUAACACCUAUUUACGGCAAAUUAUGGCCUAAGAAAUCAACAGAAAUAACAAUAGCGUUUUCACCAAAAGAUAUUGGGGAAUUUAGCACAAUCGCGUAUUUGGACAUAGACGGGGUGAACGACCGCGUUCCUCUCAAGAUUGUCGGCACAUCUUUGCCGCCUUCCAUAAACCUAAAUUUAGAGACGCUGGACAUGGAUUGUGUGUAUAUAAACAAGAAAUACGACUAUGAGAUUGUCUCUAUAAACAAAGGUCAUAUCAAUGGUGUAAUAGUAUAUAAAAACGUUCCUCCUUUAUUUGGGAGCAAAAUUACGUGCACGCCAUCAAUGCAUUGUUUGAGACCAGGAGAAAAAGAUAUAUUUGUUAUUUCAUUUUGCAAUUCAAAUCAAGGGCCGUUUUUCGAGGAAAUUAAUUUCGCUAUACGCGAUACAGAUGUCGUGCUUAAAGUGUAUUUGAAGGGCGUUGUUAUCUACCCAUCGUUAAUGUUUAGCAUUCCUUGCUUGGAUUUUGGUAUGGUCAGUUUAGGUGUACCAAAAACGAUGGAAUUAGAAGUGAUAAACGAGUCCAUAGUGGAUGUAAAUGCAAACGUUAAAAUAUCAUCAGACGGUCCUGAGAUAAGCAGUAUUACUUUAGAGGACUAUGCUGUUACCAAUAAACCAAAGCCUACAGUCCCACAAUGGCCUAGAGAAUUCCACAUCGCCCCUCAUAAAGUUAAUAUAGGACCGGAAUCAAGGGUAUCUUUAAAGAUAACCCUAACAGCAAAUUUAAUAAGAGCUAACCAGACAUCUCUGGAACUAGAACUGGACAAGUCUGACAGCCCCCCAAUUACAUUACCUGUUACAUUUAAUGCAAUGGUUCCUGCUAUAACGCCAGCGUCAGAUAUAAAUCUUCGUGCAUGCUUUUUGGAUUUCCCUUAUAAAUGUGAUAUUGUGAUAACUAGUAAUGAGUUUUGGGGUUAUUUUACAUUAGAAGAACCUGAGGAAUCAUCAACGUUAGAAGUUAAAGUCGGCGUGAAAGAAGGCUUGAUUACACCAAAUUGUGCAUUAUGCUUACCAGUUAUAAUUAAAACGAAUGUCUUGGGAAUGCAAGAACAAUCGAUUUGUGUUAAUCUUUUUGGAAUGUCGUCACCGGUUCAAAUUUGUCGCAUAAAUGGGUGUGGUGUACGGCCUAUAGUUACUUGUACUCCAAUAGCUCUUCAUUGGGGCCAAGUUAAAUUACUAACAAGAACUCAAAAAACGCUUACACUUUGUAACGACUCUCCAGUGGUGGUCAAUUAUAGAGCUUCUCUGUUGAAUCGCGAUGGUCGUUGGCAAAUUUACCCUACAGAAGGAUUUAUUGAACCAGAAGGUGAAACAGAUCUUACUCUAUCUCUAUAUCUUAUUGAUGCUGACAGCUAUACUAAUAAGGCUGUCAUUCAGUUGGAAAGAGUCAAAGAUAUUUUGGUUCCACUAUCGGCGAUUGGUGUAGGAACGAGUAUUUUAGUUGGUGAAUUUAGAGACAGAGUAGUGCUUGGAAGGCAUUUUACUAAAAUACCGUUAAACUGUCAAGUGGUAAUGGAAAACUGUGGGACACGAAUGCACGCAUUAGAAUGGAGCGAGUAUUACAAAGCGCCGAAAACAAAGCAACAUUCUGUAGCAUUCUAUAACUUGGAACCUAAAUCUUUCAAAGUGGCGGCUGGUGAGAAGUUAGAAUUGACAAUAACUGGCCUUUCCCAUAAAGUUACGACUGUUAAAGAAAUGUGGUAUCUAGUAGGAAGUGUGGAAGGGAUAAAUAAGAAGGAAUUACUUCUCGAGUGCCAAAUCAUAGCAGAAUUCGUAGACCCAAAAAUAGAAAUUUCAUCAAAUGUUUUAGAUUUUCAGUAUGAUUACGGUCCAUAUAGCGAAUUUUAUAAAUUAACAGAUAUCGUUACAAUAAGAAACGUUUCAAAAUUACCCUUAGAUUUUGAUAUCAGUGUAAAACCGCCCUUUGCAAUCAUCCAUAAACAAACAACAUAUAAAGUAUUACCUGACGAGGAAAAUCUUUGUGGUUGUAUUUGCUAUACUGAAUCAGAUUUAAAUGUUCUUAAAAUGACAGACAGUGACCCUUACCAGUGCAAAAUAUUUAUUGACUAUUUAACUCUUAAACCAGUGGAUCCAUUACGGAAUGAACCUCUUCAUUUCUUUCAAGAUAUAAAUAAAAUAAAAUUGGCUUUUAAUUUGACACAUACAGUCGAAGAACGAUUAGAAGAUCAAGAAGUUAUGAAGAUACAAGUUUUAUUUGAUACGACAAAACAUUUGUCGCUAAAAUCUCGUGUUUACUGUGAUUUGUUACGAGUUAAAUUUAAGGGCCAUAAAAAUAAAGAUGUCAUUAAACUAAUUGGAAAAAUAAACUUUCCAAAUGUGCUCAUACUAACUCCGCGAAUAGAUUUUCAAUGCGUUCUUAAUGGAAGUAUUGAGAGUAAAACUAUUAAGAUACAAAAUGUGACGCCCUUACUCGUAUGCUAUCAAUUUAACUGGAAAAAGUAUUGUAUCUUGGGGACAAAACUGCCAGAUCGAUCCGCAGACACCGUCUACAAGAGUUCAACAGAAACUGAAGCUAGUACUGGUAGAAGCGGUGGUGAAUUGCAUGAAAUAUUAGCGUGUCGAACACCUGUGGGAUCAGCUGUUGAUAAUAUAGGCAAAGAGAUUAUUGAAAAAAGUUUCAUAUCGACUACUCAGAAUGAAGUGCCUCUUGAAACGAUAUCAGUUCUUAAUGAAGAUAUAACACAAGACAUUAAGUUCAAAAAAUACGUAACAAUGAAGACUAUUACACCGAUGGUUGAUGUUGAUUACGAGUCUGAUUUUGAAUGGAUACAUAAGUUUUCAAAAAAAGAUAAAAGCCCAAACAUUUGUAUUAAUGACGUGCUACAGUUAACCCCCCAUCGUGGGCUACUAAAACCUAAUGAGGUGGAAUUCAUUCAUGUAAUUUUUAGGCCUAAUGUAAAUAUGAAUAUUCGUGCUACUUUAGAGUGUGAAGUACUGGGUGGACCAGCUGAAAGUAUACUAGUUACCGGCCAAAGUUCAGAUUUGAUCUACAAACUUAACACAGGAAAGAUAAAUUUCAAAAUAAGGUCCUUUCAUGAAAAUGCCUUUGAACAAUUGAUAUUGACAAAUGUGUCACAACUGCCUUUCGAAUAUAAAACGUAUUUAAACGAACCGAAAUGGGAAAAUGAUUUAUAUGGUACCAUACUUAACGUUAUUCCUGAUGGUAAAGUUUUAGAGCCAGAAGAGUUCAUUAGCGUUAACAUUGAAGUAAGACCUGGUGCCAUGGGUUAUUUUGGUAGUACCUUUGUGUUGGAAGUUGGUCAUCUUCCUUUUAUACCUAUUGAAGUUUUUGGAUGGGGUGUUAUACCACAAGUCUAUAUUUCAUUGCCACGACCAGAAAUAGCCAAGCUUAGUCCAGAAGUUGGGUACCAAGCAAUUCCUACACUGACCGAAGAAUAUUUGGAGGCCAUUAAUGAAAUAUUUAUGAAUCGCGUGACAGAACACCUAAAUUCACCAUUUACAGAAAAAUGUUUUGAAGACCCAAUGUUUCAGAAGGAUUGGUUUAUAUGUUCUACAUGGGAUGGAUACCCGUCUUCCAUGGACAUUGAACUCGCGAUUGAACGGAUGCUACUGAUAAAUUACAUUAAAUUACGACCAGACAUUCUAAAUGUCUAUUCUACUACAUCGAAAAUGAUACCGAUACCAGGUUUUCAGACAACACCGUACGUUAUUGAUUAUGGAGUUGUCAUAACUGGAAGUUGCGUUCACUGCUGUGUAGAUAUUAUUAAUUACGGACCUAUUGUCAUCAAACUACAUUUUGCGAAAGGGACCCAAGUUCCUAUAUGGCUCGGAUUAAAAUUGUGUGGAAAGUUAAACCCAGGGGAAUCUGGAAAAUUAGAAGCCACAUUUUCUCCAACAUCAAACGAUUUUACGGAAUUAGAACAAAAUGUCGAAACUUCGUUUAAUAUUGACGUACCAUACGGCGUAACUAUUCCAAUUCAAAUAAAAGCAUUGUGUGCUGUUCCCUAUUUAAUGUCUAAUGUAAGAGCUAUCGACUUCGGUACAGUACGAUGCGGUGACAAAGUCAUAUCUUCCAUACCCUUAAAAAAUAUUGGAAAACCAACAUGCAUAUGGUAUGUGACUUUGAAGUCUAAAACACCAGGCCCUAAUCCUAUGACAGUCCUUGAUAGUUCUGGAAAGUUUGAGCCAGGGGAAGGAGGCUGGCUUAGUAUAGCUUUUAAACCUAUCAUGGAGCUGCCGUACGAAGGUCUUCUAGUUUUCAAAUUCCAUAUGAACCCAAAUCGAAUGACUAUACCGGUGUCGGGGCAGGGUAUUGUGCCACAGGUUCACAUUAUUGGACCGAAUGUUAGUUUCCCGCCAACUCUACCCUGGGCUGAAACCACAGAUAUUUAUUUUGGAUUGACGAACCCAUGUCCGUUUCCGAUAGAACUCAUUGUGGCGCAUAGUGAUGUAAAUUGGAAUGAAGAAGAAGAAAUAUAUCAAUUGCUUAAUAAAUACUACAAUAAGCCGGAUGAAAUGUUGGUGAAAGCGAUACGACCAGGGGCGGGUAUGCCCGAGGCAAUCAUGAAUUUUUAUAUCAGAUUUAAAGAAAGAGUAAAAAGGUGCAUCGAAGAAGAAGGUCAGAUGUCCAAGAUUACAACAAAACAAACUGCCGCUGCCAAAAAAUCCAAGAAUAUUAAGGGUCCUGUAUCAAAGACCACUACACGAGAUAAUUUAAGUCCAAAAAAGGCACGAACUGAAGCUGAAAUUAUAAACGAUAUUAUUGGCUCCUUAAAAGAAUCUAAAGUAGAUCCUUUGAAGGAAUGCAUCGCAGCCUACGAAGCUACAUCGACAGCUGAUGACCAAGCUGAUAAUCAUGCUAAAGGAAUUUUAAUAUUCUUUCACGGUUCGCCUUGUGAAGAAAUAAAUUGCCAAGAGAUGGCCUAUUCAACGGGCAAAGCACUAGGAAUUCCUACAGUCAACGUUGACAUGUGCGUUGUGGAAGCAUUAUGUACAAGCACUUGUAAUGCAAAACAGGUCAUACUAAAUGCAGUUAAUGAAAUGUUCGAUGUGAUACAUAAAUUUAAAGGGGACGAUGAGAAGGAGACAGAAAGUGAAGAUUUGUUUAAAGAAACUGAUGACGAAUUCGACAUAAUAUGGAAGAAAAUAGAGUUUUUGGCGAAUAGUAAAAACAUAGCAACUCCGCGAUCUAAAGCAAGUGAUAAAAAGAAAAAGAGAUCUUCAACAUCUUCUAUAACUUCACAUUCAGCAGUAGGAGCUAUGGGAUCCACUACAAUGUUUCAAAUGGAUUUAACAACCGAACUCUUAACGGACUUCUUUAAGCAUCCAAAGUUUAACCGAGGGUUCAUCGUGGAUACAUUAACGAGUAUCGUUUUCAAAAGUCCACCUUUAACACUAACUUCCGUCAUUAAGUGUAAAAGUAAUAUAUGGAAUAUACAUUUAGUGUUGUGUCAAUCAGAUUUCACGAAAUGGGCUCAAAGCCAUGAGGAAACACAGCGAGAACAUGAACAAGUAGAUGAAAACGCAUCCAAGAUUUACGACGAGACAGAAAUUGAAAACAUUAUAGAUAGCUUUGAGGACAUGGAUGAAAAUGAAUUUGAAAAUGCUAAUCCGGAACAUAAAUCCAUUUAUAUUACAUAUGGCUUAGAAGACAGAAGGAGGCAAUACUAUGAAAAACAAGGACACCCAGGUGACUACGUCAAACUAGAAAAGAGUGGUCGAGAUCGCAGUAAAUCAUUACUGGUUAUUGAUAAUGAAUCGAAGAAAAAGAUGAAAAAGGAAGAUACUAAAGCGAAACCCACCAGUGAAUAUUUAUUAAUGAGCACAAAAUACAAUGAAUACUCCAAAAAUACUUUCGAGAAUUUAGUCAAUAUCGCAAAUAAUUGGAUAAUAGAAGAGGGCGAAGUGGGUUUUCCAUUGUACGGCUUUAGUGGUCAAAUCGUUGGAUCGUCUCAUAAGAAAUUGAAGAAAAAAUCCGAAAUUCAACUUCAGACUUCCGAAGUCAGUAUUUGUGAGAGGGGAUUUCCGUUGACUCUAAUAUACUGUCCAUGUUUACGUUAUAAGACAGCGAUCGUUAACAUGUUUUUGGGGUCUGAAUUGGUUCGGGACGCCUUACGCGAAGAUAAGGAGUAUGAUAUAUUGAAUUGUCCGAUUAAUUUGAAAGAGUUUACGGUUCUCUUGCCAAAAACCUUUCCUUUGAUGAACCAUGAAGACCCGUUACGUUGGCAAUAUUUGGACGAAUCGCCGAUUAAAAAAUGUGAAUGUAAUCCUCUUACGGAUUUAAAUUUGUUGGAUGAUACGUCACAGGACAAUGUGCUAAAUAUACUCUCUAAAUGGCAUUGUUCUUGUGGUAAAAAGGUUACAUCCUCUCAGACAUCGACAAGUGAAAUACCAUCUAUGUCCAUCGACAAAACAUCGGAAGAUAAUCAAGAAGAGAUGUAUCCGUUACCUCUUCAUAGUGUUAAAUGUACUUUAGAGCGUGAUAGCCGAAUAGUCCUUGAGCCUGGUGAUCUCGUGAGAUGCAAAUAUUCGUUCAGUCCACAAUAUGAAGGAAAUUACGCUGUCAAACGCUUUGUCGAAGUCAGUGGAUGGCCAGCCUCAAGAAUAGAUAUAAAUGUUUCGGCAAUUUGCGAUUUACCAAGGUUGGAUAGUCGUCCUAAGAAAAUGUUUGAGAACUUCGUUCGUCGCUCGGUAGAAGACAAAGUUUACAAAGUGACUUAUAUUGACGAUCAAAAGUUAUUCGAGUUUGGGCCCAUAUUUAUUGGUGUUAACAGAAUAUAUGAAGAGCAAUAUUCAAUUGAAUUGCGAAACUCCUCACUAAUAACAGCCGAUGUCAUUGUUGAAUUUUUGGAAGAAACGAGCGUAUUUCAAAUUGAUAAAACAUUUGUUAAUUUGGAGCCUGGAUGUCGAGAAAAAGUGACCGUGUCUGCAGCACCGGCUGAUUUAGGAAUACAUACAAGCGUCCUAUUGUUUUGUGUUAAAGAUAAUCCAGAAAUAGUUACAGUUAAAAUUGCUUGUAACGGUGUCGUUCCUGUGGUCGAAAUACUGCCUUUGACAAAAUCUAUUGAAUACGGUCGCCAUUUGCUAUAUCGAAAAGAAGACGACAGAUUUAUCGUUAAAAAUGAUUCGAUUUUACCCAUUAUGUGGCAAAUUCACAACCCGCAAGACUUCGUUGAAGAUUUUAUAAUCGCUCAGACAUCGGGUAUUGUACAACGACAAGAUAAUCAAGUUGUGCCAGUUACAUAUAUCGCCUGUAGAGUUGGCGUAAUAUCGCACAGGGCUCUUACAGUUGAUAUAUAUGAUGCUGAAGGAAGAGGUAAUCCAAUGAUAGUUGAUGCAUUACAUUUAUCCGCGGAAUGCUACGAUGUUAUGGUGGAAUGUGCAUAUGAAAAUCCCAGUGAAAAUUUCCUUAAUUACGGAAACGUCAAAGUCAAUUCCACGGUUGUUCAGGAAAUGUAUCUUUUGAAUAGAGGAAAAUAUAAUAUUUUCUACAAGUUAAAAAAGGUCAAGAAUUUCCCAGAGCCAUCAUUAUUAAAGUCAUUUGAAGCGAUCCCCGAGUGCGGUGUUGUACCUCCCACAGUAAAAUUAAUUAAUAUUGAAUUUGAAUGCACGCCCACGACAUCCAUGAAUUUAGUCAACGUCCCUGCCUAUAUUUGCUCGUUGCUGGACGGAAGCAAAAAUCAGGUGGUAGUUGCGAAGUUUCCGGUUUGCGUGACCAUUGCAUCGUUUUAUAAUACAUUCACAUUAUUUCCUCUCGGAGAAUUGAAUUUCCAUAUAAUACCAGUUGGUAGUGGAGUGAUGAGGGAAGUAAUAUUAAAUAACACAAGCAAAUGUCCAAUAACAUACGAAAUAAUUUUACCUGAGCAAUAUCAGUUGGACCCUGACGCUCAACCUGCAGCCAAACUUAAGGAUAAUAAGAUCAAGAAUCCACCUUUGAAGUGUGGAAACUUCUUCAUAAUGAAUGACGACAACCUCCUUGCGCCGGGAACGAGUAGAACACUUCAGAUACAGUUUAUGGCAACGGCGGCCAGGACCUUUGAAGAGACAAUUAAAUUUAUUAUAAGUGACACGUGCCCAGCGGAAGCGUGUGGUGUGCCACUCAGAUUAGUAGGCACAGGCGCCAUGCCAACAUUAGAUUUUUGGAAUAUCGAAACAACUUUUAGAGAGCAUUUGAUUGUGAAAUAUCUUUCGGAUUAUAAAGUGCCUGAGUCUUCGCCACACUGCGUUUUCGUGGAAGAUUCAGUAACUCUACACUUCUAUGGAGUAAAUGUCAACACAAGUUAUACAGCCUCAAUAGACUUAUAUAACAGUGGCUUGGUAGCAUCAGCUCUUACUAUGAGGCUACAUUAUCAAUCUAAUUCAAGUUUAGAUAUAUUCUCCCUGGACAAGUAUCAAACGCAUAUUGAACCGCUGCUGCAUAAAAACUUGGGAAUCAUAUUUAGUCCGAAAAGAAUUGAACAAUACAGGGCGGUGUUGGAAAUAAAACUUAAGCUUCUCGAUAAUCAAGAGAAGUCUUUCAAAGUAUGCUUGAUCGGUGAUGGUGUGAUACCAAGAAUCCGUUUAUUAUAUCCACAACUUCGCCACCACAGAAUAGCCCUGCUACAGUUCCCUGUUACGUGUUUGGGAUCGAUAACUAAACAACAAAUUCGCUUUAAGAAUAUAAGCUCGGUGAAAAGCAAGGUAAAGGCCGACGUGUUCUGUCCACAUAAAGAAGAAAGGCCCAUAUUCUGGAUAACUUCAAACUUUAGUAAUUUUGAUAUGGACUACGACGCUAAAGAUAUGAUGGCUUCGUCAUUAACGUUAACAUUGUGCCCUAAGGAAGUUUGUACAAUACAUAUUCACUUUAAUCCAAUUCGUAAAGGAAGGGUCUCGUGCGAUGUUAAGCUCACGAUAUUUGAAAAUCCUUACGAAUUUUUUGUUGUAUUAUGUGAAGCUGAAGCUUUUAUGGAAGAUGUAAUAAUAGUGGGUCUUGAGAUGCUCUCCAUGGAGUUGGACCUCGAUGCCUUCAAGUCUGGUGAAGGUACUGUAUCGACCGCAUCUACCUCAGACACUCGAAAGAAAAGCAAGAGUGCGGCAGUUCCCAAAAAGUCAAAAAUAGAAAUAAAGAAAAGUAAAAGAAUAUCGCAAGCAUCGGUGAAGCAUAGUGAUACCACGAGCAGUAUUGAGCACUCAUUGCAAAAAUAUUUACUUGAUUUUGAGGGCUGUGAAUUAUUUGCGAUUAAGAAACGGACAGUUAUAAUGGUAAACAAUUCGGAGAAACUAUACAGGUUCAGUUGGGAAGAAUCUGAAUUAGUUGUGGUUAAACCUUCCAUUGGUUACAUAUCACCCGGCGAAGAAAAAGACUUGGAAAUAAUUUUCUUCUCUCCCAAGCCAAUUGUAUUGAAAAAGGAAUUCUUAUACGUGACGUUGAUGGGAGUUAUUGACGAUUCCUUAACAAUGGAUAUAAAAGGAUCAACUUGGGAUAACAGACAGACUGUGACUGCUUUUGAUCAUAAUGAAUUUGUAGGUAUCAACGAAAGAUACCAAGCAGUAAUCGACGAACAGUUUCACAUAUCGCCUGAAAACGCGUUGGAUAUAAUACAAAUGGUUGUGGUUUAUUCUGCGACGGCCGAGUAUACUAAAUACAGUUGUGAUUUGAAGGAGGAAUUAAAUAUGAACGAUACGUUUAUAUAUCAAACAAGAACAGUUAAUUUCAAAGUGCGUAACACAAGCAAAGUACCAAUGAAAAUAUUGUGGAACUUCGUUAUUGACGACGAAUUUCCGUCAAGGAUUGAUAAAGAAAAAACUGAACUGAAACCCAAUAAGGAUGACGAAAAGGAUAUAAUCGAAGCAAGUCAAAUUACAUUAUUUAGCGAAAAGAGCAGCAGAGAGAGCGUCGAUACGUGGUUUGAAGUCGACCUGCCGUUCGCAAUAGAACCUCCUAAACAAUGCUUAAAGCCAAAUCAGAAUUGUACAUUCAAACUAACGUUUGCACCGCUAGAUGCAUUUUCAUAUAAAGUGAGGCUAAAGAGUUUUAUUGAAAAUAUGGACCCAUAUGACCAAAAUAUAUCCUGUAAAAUAUCAGCAAAAUCUUUGGUCCCGUAUGUGCACUUGGAUAUUGAAGAGAGUGAUUAUUUGACUUCCGGAAAACGGAAAGGUGCCAUCGCACUUCCGCCACACGUCACUGUGUUAGAAUUCAACGUGUUGGGAUCCGGAUGCUAUAAAAAAGACUUCAAUGUUAUAAAUCCUACGAAUGAGGGCUACGAAUUUAUAUUCGAAAUGCUGAUUUCGGAAAAACCAGAGCUGGUUCCCGUACACUGCAAUAAGCUUAAGGGUUUUGUAGAUGGUGGAACAUCUACAGAAGUCGAGUUCACUUUUGCACCAACUGCUCCAGGGAUUUAUGAGUCACAGUGGAAGUUUCUUAUCCCCGUUCAUUCGAUAGUGAUGAACCUACUCGUAGUUGGAAUUGUAAGAGAGCCAGACGUGUUGUUCGUUCCAACUAUAUUAUUGAUACGUAACUCGUUAGUGGGAUUUACUUCGGAAAAUGUUGUCAUUUUGAAAAACAACGAAAAUGAAUCGUUGAACUAUGAGUUUAAAGGGAAUUCACUCUGCAAUGAAUCGGGUAAAACACCAGUUGUAGUUGAGCCAGAGAUGGGUGUUUUAAGAGCUCGAUCUGCGACCGAAAUCAGAAUUAUUUACACGCCUAUACAAGAUGGACCUCUGUCGUUUAAAAUAUUCUGCAAUAUCCAAUAUUUGACGACAGUUCUAACUCUUUGUGUCAACGCACUCAGCCAUUCGAUUAAACCGAAAAUUUUGUAUUAUUUGAUUGGGAAUGAACAUGUUUUGAACUCUGAUGCAAUAACAAAUAUUCAUCUUGAUCAGACUGCCUCAACAUACCAGAGGACAAUACCGUUUACAAUAAAAAACGACGGCUCCGCCACGUUUUUCUUCGAGUGGCAGUACACCUGUAGCGCAGUUAAGAAAUAUUUACAAGUGAGCGUUGAGCCUAACUCUGGACACGUGAAGCCGGGAGGAGAAGUCGACUGUACGGUGUACUUUACGCUCAAACAAGUCCCGGUGCAAGCUUUUCCUAUGACAUUAUCGAUAUCGGACGGACCAGAAUACAGCAUAUUGCUUCAUGCGGAAAUAUCAAAACCGACAUACCACUUUUCAUGUAUGGACUUUGAUUUUGGCAAGUGUAUCGUAAACGCUCCGGAUGCGACAUACAAAAAGAAUAUAGCCUUCGAAAACGAGGAUUCAUCACCUAUAAUUUUAGAUUUGAAUUUCUCGAACAUACCGGAGCUUUUUGUAUACUACCAAGAGGAGACACACAUAGAACCUGGACGAAGAAUGAAGAUAUCGAUAUUUUUCCGACCAAAGCAAGUUAAACUAUACGAAUUCAAACUUCACUUUUGGGUAAACUCCUUGUGCGAAGAAAUCGUUACUAUUAAAGGAGAAGGAGUUCCUCUUUUAUAUGAUCUGUAUGAGGGUUGCCAAAAAAGUUUUGACCUAGGAGCGGUGAAAGUAGGAGACAAAAUCGUACGACAAAUUGAAGUUAUGAAUCAUAGCAAAGUGUCGAUAGAUGCCACUUUCAUUUUUAAAGAUAUUUAUGGUGUGACUGAUGAUGAUACGAAGUCAGAGGGGACUAGCGUGUGUCUGAGUCCAAGUACCGUCUUACCUCCUAAUGCUGAGGGAGAACUAUCCAGAGGAAAAAUGUUGCAACAAUUCAAAGAUGAAAAAAUACGCGAGCAAAUAUCUAUGGAUGUACAAAAUGCCCUUAGUUCGCUGAAAGUUAUACCGAACAAGUGUACAAUAAGGUCACACAGAAAAGUACCGAUAAAAAUUCAGUUCAAACCCAUUGGAAUGAUUAGCAAUCUUAACGUACAGUUGAACAUGAAAGUUUUUCACUUCGAGAGGCCGCUAGUGCGUUUGAGUGGCUGCGCAACCGGCAUGAGUCUAAGCUUUAGUCAAAAUUCUUUACAAUUUGGUCGAGUUCGGAAACGGGGUUGCAAGAUUCUUAAGGUUAUGUUGCAGAAUAAAGGUGAUUUCGGUGCAAGGUUUUGGUGGCAGCCACUUAAAUCCGAUGAGUUUCAAAUAUCACCGAGCCAAGGAACAAUCGCAGCACGCACGAAUGUCACAUUCACUAUUACAUUUCGUCCUGUGAAACAUAAUCCCUUUAUUAAAGUAUGGGCCAGCUGCAAUAUCGAAAACUAUCCGCCUCUCGAAUUAGCACUGUACGCAACAUGUGUGGAUAUUGGAAACAUUCAGAACAAAUCUUUAUAUCUAGAGUGUCCAGUGAGAGAAGUACAAACCGAAUAUAUUAUAGUUACUAACCCUUCCGACGACAUGUGGCUAGUUCUGUCGGAAAUCUCGGGCGGGCCGUUUGAGACAUUGAAAGAAUUUCAAGUGGAACCAAAUUCCACCUUCGAAAUACCUGUAUACUUCAAACCAAAAUCCAUUGGCAAACAUGAGAGUCAAGUUUUAUAUUCACCAUUGGGUGAGAGUGCUCUCUUUGUGACAUUAAUUGGCGCUGCAAUGCACCCUAAUCCAAACGGAACGAUUAAUAUCUCAGUGUCUGCAAAAGAAUUUCAUACUGAGGAACUGUUUGUUUAUAACAUUACCGAGUUUCCAGAAGAAUACGUGGUAUCCUCGGAAAUUGUAAAAAUAAUACCGGACAAAUUCGAAGGGCAUUAUGAAAUUAAACACCCCGAUACAGUUAAAGUCUGGGGAGAAGCGGCCGCUACGUGUAGGUGGACGAUAGUUUGUUUCGAGGAGUGCGAGAUACAGGUCAAGGUAAUCUUCGUAAACGUGAAGACACGCGAAUACCAAUUCUACAAUAUUAUAGUAACCAUAAACCCAAGUAAAAUCGUGGAUACUCUCACUUUUGUAUCCCGCGCCCGGGAGUCAGCUCAAAUGGAGAUUUCAGUGAAGAACCCACUGUCUACGGACGCAGAGUUUCAGAUACGAUCUGAUAAAAUAAACUGUACUGACAAAUUGAUUGUGCCCAAAAAUUCUUCGACUGUUCUUUUGAUGACGUACUCGCCUUUAGUAGUGGGAGAGUCUGAAGACUUUUUAGAAGUUAGCAACAAUUUGGUUGGUUCAUAUAUUUAUGGAGUCGUGUUGAAAUGUCUGCCUGCAAAGGAAAAGUGUUUGGAAUUUUCCACACCUUUAGGCACUUCGAUACCGUUACGUUUGAGGGUACAAAAUAAAACUGAUGCGAAAACUGAAUUUGUUGCAACGGUGUCCCAUCCAUCAAUAUUGCUGGAGCGAGAGUAUACAUUGUCUGCGUUUGAGAAGGGAAAGUUCAAAGCUAUCUUCGAACCGACGGAGAUGGGCGUUCAACAUUGUAAAGUGUCUUUCAAUUCUGCCGUCGCUGGGGAAUUCGUGUUUAAGAUAAAAGGAACCGCCACUACCCCUAAGCCUCAAGGCCCGUUUGAGAUUAAGGCUGGCGGAUUCGCGAUGAUCUCAUUCAAGAAUGUAUUUCAAGACCAUCGGAUGUUCAAAAUAAAUGUCGAUAGAGAAGACUUUUAUGUUAAAACGUUGUAUGAACCUAUAAAGUCUAAAAAGGAUAUAAAGUUUCCCGUAUAUUUGAAUGAACAUAUUGUCUCUGGCGAAUACCCAACCGGUUGUCUAACCAUAGAGACGUACGAACCAGCCGAUCCGAAGGUGCAGUGGACAUUCUUCCUUCAAGGAGUCCCGUGA